AUGAUCGGCUUGGAAUGCUUCUAUUCAUUCAUCAGAAGCUUGUGGCCACCGCCGGCGGAACGAUCCAUUUUGCGCUUUGAUGCUAAUGCCGAGAAACCCUUCAUCUGCCACCUCCCACGCGAGGUCCAAGCCGAAAUCUUCGUUUACAUCGGUCCCGAGAAUGUGCCGGCGCUUUUUCAACUUGCUCUAGCCUGCCGCUCCACCUGGAUCAUGGUCAGGAAUCGGCCAGAGAAGAAGCUGAAUCUGCUACUGACCGCCAGGCCAAAAGGGAAGAUCUGGGCGAGUAACCCAUCGGGCUGUCUGCCCGACCACGGCCAUCAUUACGGCUGGAACGUACGCGGGAUUGACGCCAUCAACUUGCUGUUUGCUGGCCGCAUCGUACCGACACUUUACAUCGAAGAUCCGGAGUUUCGCUGCAAUUCGACGAGGUUGCCGGGAUUACAGGCGCUGACCCUUGAAGUUCUGGGUGUCAACACGUUGAGGAUGCAUUGGCCGAAAGCGUUGAAGCCGGAGGGCCGACCGUUCGAAGCCGUACAGUUCCGGCGGUUCGAGGCAGCCGCUCACUGCUGCCUCGGUUCCGAUGUCGCGCAGAGCAUCCAUAUCCUCCACCCUCAAAGUCUGAACGACUGCCUAAUACUCAAAAACCGAAAUCAACGCAUCCAGAUCUGUGAACAUCUACAAGAACAAAGGGAGAGCUAUGUGCAGAAGGUGAUUGCGCAAUGGAUGGUGGGGAAGCGGGAUAUUCAGAAGAUUGUGAUAGCGUCUCCUAGAAGACCUCCGUCUGCGCUCUCCGCGGAGUACGAAAGGGAUGAUGGGCAGAAAAUUCUGUAUCGAACGACGAGCAACGGAUAUUUGAUUGAAUUGGAUCCAAAAGAAUCUGACGCCGUUUCUUUGAUG
Molecule: messenger RNA, 897 nt
Organism: Mesorhabditis spiculigera
Lineage: Eukaryota; Metazoa; Nematoda; Chromadorea; Rhabditida; Rhabditidae
Source: the annotation of a GenBank genome assembly